AUGGAAAGGAGAAAGAAAAUCGUCUAUCAGCUAGACACUCCCUAUUCAGCUGUAUCAUGGCCUAGCGUGACUAUGGAAGACCAAGAAACCAUCUUAGAGCUUCUAUGCAACUUGCUUACACCCCUGGGUCAGUACCGCUCAGAGUAUGUUGAGUUGUCGAAAGGCAAACGCGAUAAGAAACGGAAACGCAAAGUUUUAACCACACAUUCUGAAAACGUUUCGCCUCCUCCUUCUCCGGAGUUGAAAUCGUAUGUAGACGUCGGACUUACAACUGUCACGCGUCGUCUACAAGAACUAGCAUCUAAAGCACAAGCUGUGGAGACCAAUUCAGACGACAAACUCCCUGCUCAAGGUGUUUCUCUCCGCCCUUAUUCAGCCAUCUUCGUAGCCCGAUCUGGACAACCAAACGUUCUUAAUGGACAUCUGCCACAGAUGGUAGCGAUUGCUUCGAAAUCACAUCCUGAACAGAUGCCUAUUAGGCUAGUAGGAUUAUCAAAGUCAUGUGAGGAUCGUCUAUCUGAGUCGCUGGGUAUACCCCGUGUUUCCUGCAUUGGAAUCCGCGAGGAUGCCCCUAAUUCCAAGGCGUUGAUCGAAUUCAUAACCAAGCAUGUUCCUACGAUUAAUAUACAGUGGGUGGAAGAGGCGAAGAAAGCGGAAUAUAAGGCAACUAAUAUUAACGCGGUUGAGACGUUUGUUGGUACUAAGAAGCAGCAUAACCGUGGAUUGCCUGGGUAA
Molecule: messenger RNA, 735 nt
Organism: Daldinia childiae
Lineage: Eukaryota; Fungi; Ascomycota; Sordariomycetes; Xylariales; Hypoxylaceae
Exons: 3
Coding region: 1-735 (244 amino acids)
Biological process (GO): nuclear-transcribed mRNA catabolic process, RNase MRP-dependent; rRNA processing; tRNA processing
Cellular component (GO): ribonuclease MRP complex; nucleolar ribonuclease P complex; cytosol
Molecular function (GO): ribonuclease MRP activity
Source: RefSeq, a predicted model, not a curated record